Molecule: messenger RNA, 543 nt
Organism: Westerdykella ornata
Lineage: Eukaryota; Fungi; Ascomycota; Dothideomycetes; Pleosporales; Sporormiaceae
Product: ankyrin
Exons: 2
Coding region: 1-543 (180 amino acids)
Cellular component (GO): cytoplasm; nucleus
Molecular function (GO): protein binding
Source: RefSeq, a predicted model, not a curated record
AUGGGCCGAAAUGAGCCUUCCGUGUUGAGUAUCCCUCUGUGUACCUCUGAUAAGGAGAUGGUUCUGUGGUUGCUUGACCAUGGUGCCAAUCCACACAGCCGCUGCGAUUGGGACUUUACACCAACAUCAUACGCCAUGCUUGCCGCUCCUCUCGAAACCAUCGACACUCUUUUCGAACGAGGAGCAAACCCACUUUGUGGACAACUCCUCCAUUAUGCUGUUCUAAGGGAUAAACCUGAUGCUCUAGAGGUAGUCCGCAAGAUCAUAGAGAAAGGUGCACCAAUCAAUGAGGUCAAAUACGAAAAGGAGCUAAAGACAUAUAUCGAGCGCAAGCCAUUUGGCCUUGGAACACCACUCCAUCGAGCUGCAGAGUUUGGUAAGAUGGACGUUGUUGAGUACUUGUUGAAGAUGGGCGCCGACCCCCUGAAGCUGGACAGCAAAGGUCGAACGCCACGUUACUGGGCGGAAAAGGAGGGCUUCGCAGACGUAGCUCGUGUUCUCGAGGAGGCAGAGGGUAAACAGGCAAACAUUGAGUCUAUGUAA